CUCAGGCUGCGGUUGAGCGCCAAAAACCGCACAUAAGAGAAGCAUGGGAGCUUGUUCGCCUUCGCCUUCGCCGCUGUCGGCUCGUUCUCCCAAAUGGCAGAUCAGGGCAAACCCUUGUUCCUCUGAAUUCCCCGAUUGCUAUAGGAGGGGAUGGAGGGGGAGCAGGCUCAGUGAUGGGUGUGCCCGUGUUCGACCAACAACUAGAAUCCGUGUUGUUGAUGGAGGUGCCGAUCUCGUAGCUCCACCGGAGAUCACCUGGCAGAUAGCCAUCGGCUCUUUAGGCACUCCACUCCUUUCUCUGCCUUUUCAAUUGAGUUUUGGUUGUUCUUCGUUCCUUACUCCUCAGUUUUCAAAUUCUUCAGCUGGGGUAAUGCCUUUCGUGGUUGCAGCGAUCGAGUUCAGCAAGCGGAUUGUGGCACAGAGAAAAUGUGGACUUUGUGGUGGCUCAGGGCUAGUCCAGAGGGAGAACUACUAUGUCAAAUGUCCUGGAUGUGGUGGCUUUCUUCCAUGGCAGUCAUGGAAAAGGUUCUUUACAGGUUGACAUCUUCAUCUGAGUGGCAUACCGUUUCUCAAAAUUGUAUAAUACCUUUGGUUAUGGGUGUGUUUUAUGUAGAUGUAUACUACAUUGUGAGUUGUUUCCUAAUUUGCUCUUGUUUCUUCACUGGAGUGGAGGAUGCAAACAUUUCUCAUUCAAUAUGAAAGCUUUAGAUGA
Messenger RNA from Dioscorea cayenensis subsp. rotundata (Guinea yam), 712 nucleotides. RefSeq lists its product as uncharacterized. The transcript has 3 exons. The record is from RefSeq and is a predicted model, not a curated record. Bases 44 to 541 code for a protein of 165 amino acids. NCBI's taxonomy places the organism in Eukaryota, Viridiplantae, Streptophyta, Magnoliopsida, Dioscoreales, Dioscoreaceae.